CCUUGCAGGAGCAGGGUCCAACGAGCGGGGGCGGGGGGGGGUGCCCAGUGGCCCGUGGAUACCCCGAGUGCCUCUGAGAUGCGGAAGAAGAGCCUCCAGGUGGGCGGUUGGAGUGUGGAUGGAACACCGGGGCUUGCAAUGCAGAUACGAAGCGCGUAAGGCGGGACCGUGCAGGAAGUCCAGGAAGCUCCGAGACGAGAUGUGGAGACCGAAGGAAAGGAUGUGGGGCUGGGGCUUGAGGAGCUCUGGGUGGAGGGAGAUGAGGCCGCAGGGCGGGUGCCGGACGAGCUGUGAAGAGAGAGCAGGGGAGGCAGAGCGGGCAGCCCCUCUUCAGCUCUGCUGACAGGUUGCCCAGGCAAAGCUGUUUGGGUGCUCGUUUGGGUGCUCGGUGUGGUGGCAGGUAAGCUCCUCUGUGGUGUUACCAUAGGUUGCAGUCAAAUCCCUCCUUCUCUCUCUUCCCCUAAUUGCGCUCCUGCAUGUUUUUGCUGUGGCCGACGUGUUUGGUUACCCAACUGUAUGGUGAGGAUGAAAAGGGGAAAAACAGGCUCAAGAAAAUACGUCAGAAAAUAGGUUUAAAAUAUUGAGGAAGUGAUGUUAGCAAAUGAUACGUAAAAGGAAAUACGGUGCAUAGUGAAAUCCUCUUUGUUCCCAGUGCCCCUCAGUGUUCUUUGCCUGCGUGCACUUCAGACCAGGAAAAGCCGCUGCAGGGCUUGUCCCGGAGUCCAGCCGGGACCCUGCUGUCCUUGGACCUUGGUAAAGGGGACCACGGGACUCGCUGCGGGCUCUGUCCUCCGCCUGUCAGCCAUGGGGUGGGCUCCUGGCCUCAGGGUCAGCUUGGCCGCCGCUUCCCCUGCUGUGAGAUGCAGGUAGUUUGGAGCAAGACAGGAAGUGCUGCGGGAGUCCGCGCCGGCCCAGUGAGGCCUCCAGCAGCGAAGGCUGGCAGGAAGCAGUUGAUUUGGCUCUUGGUGGCAUGUGGCCUCGGGAGCUGUCGUGACCCUGCCCUGUGCCCUCAUCCUUUACCAGCAACCUCCCACUCAUCCGCCAUGGCAAGCAGUGCCGCCACCCAGCAGAUGAUGCUGUCACCGCUGUCACCAAGCCACCGUGGUGGAUUGUGAUGUUUGGUUUCUCUGUUCCUUUUAUGUCUGGCUUUGCAGAAACCUCACACGGCUUCUUCUCCUUCCUUAUGUAACCCUUUGGAAUAAUUCCAGGGUUGCCAAGAAGAUCCGGAACAUGGUGGCGGUGCUGGAAGUCAUCUCCAGCCUGGAGAAAUACCCCAUUACCAAAGAGGCGCUGGAGGAAACUCGACUUGGGAAGCUCAUCAACGACGUCCGCAAGAAGACGAAGAACGAGGAGCUCGCCAAGCGGGCCAAGAAGCUGCUGCGGAGCUGGCAGAAGCUCAUCGAGCCCGUGCACCAGAAUGAGGCGGCGCUGCGGGGACUGGCGGGGGGCGCCGGCUCCGCCAACGGGGGUGCUCACAACUGCCGGCCGGAGGCGGGGGCGGCCGGCACGCCCAAGAGCAUCCACGACCUGAAGAACCGCAUUGACCUCCAGAGGCUGCGGGGGCAUCGGCUGGACAGGCUGGGCAGCCGCAAGCGCCGGGGAGACCAGCGUGACCUCGGCCACCCCAGGCCACCUCCCAAGGUCUCCAAGGCGAGCCACGACUCCCUGGUACCCAACUCCUCCCCCCUCCCCACCAACGGGAUCGGCGGGAGCCCCGAGAGCUUCCCCGGCCCCCUGGACGGCAGCGGGCACGCGGGCCCCGAGGGCGGCCGCCUGGAGCACGGCGAGAACGACAAGCACGGCGGCAAGAUUCCCGUCAACGCGGUGCGGCCGCACACCAGCUCCCCGGGCCUCGGCAAGCCGCCCGGGCCCUGCUUGCAGACCAAGGUCGCGGUGCUGCAGCAGCUGGACCGGGUGGACGAGACUCCGGGCCCCCCCCACCCCAAGGGGCCGCCUCGCUGCUCUUUCAGUCCCCGGAACUCACGGCACGAGGGCUCCUUUGCCCGGCAGCGGAGCCCGUACGCGCCCAAGGGCUCCACGCCCAGCCCCUCUCCGCGGCCCCAGCCGCUCGACGCCACGCAGGUGCCGUCGCCGCUUCCGCUGGCCCGGCCGUCCACGCCCCCCGUGAGGCGGCUCGAGCUGCUGCCCAGUGCGGAGAGCCCGGUGCGCUGGCUGGAGCAGCCCGAGGGCCACCAGCGGCCGGCGGGGCCGGGCUGCAAAGUGGGGCUGCCGCCGGCCGAGCCCCUGCUGCCCCGGGCCGGCUUCUCCCCAGACUCCUCCAAGGCGGACAGCGACGCUGCCUCCUCUGGCGGCUCGGACAGCAAAAAGAAGAAGAGGUACCGGCCUCGUGACUACACGGUGAACUUGGACGGGCAGGUGGCCGAGGCGGGCGUCAAGCCCGUCCGGUUAAAAGAGCGGAAGCUCACCUUUGACCCCAUGACCAGACAGAUCAAACCUCUGACCCAGAAAGAGCCAGUGCGGGCUGACAGCCCCGUGCACACAGAGCAGCCCAGGACAGAGCUGGACAAGCCCGAGGCCAAGGCCAGCCUCCAGAGCCCUUUCGAACAGACGAACUGGAAGGAGCUGUCGCGCAACGAGAUCAUCCAGUCCUACCUGAGCCGGCAGAGCAGCCUGCUCUCCUCGUCGGGCGCGCAGACCCCGGGCGCCCACCACUUCAUGUCUGAGUACCUGAGGCAGGAGGAGAGCACCCGGCGCGGGGCCAGGCAGCCGCACGUGCUGGUGCCUCACAGCGCGCCCACGGACCGCCCGGGGCUGAGCCGCGAGGUCACGCAGGACGAUCUGGACAGAAUCCAGGGCCACCGGUGGCCUGGGGUGAACGGGUGUCAGGACACACAGGGUAACUGGUAUGACUGGACGCAGUGCAUAUCGCUCGACCCGCACGGCGACGACGGGCGGUUGAACAUUCUGCCUUAUGUCUGCUUGGACUGAGCGGCCCGGCGGCCUCUCGGUGCGUUCCCACCUUGCAGUCAGCACGGCGGGCGGGCUGCCCCCAGUGCUUGGGAAGCCGGGGAGUCCGGCCCGGGGCGGAGGGAGGGGGCGGGAGUCUCGAGGUCUCUCCGAGCCCUUCCCUCAAAAUUCUCCUUCUUUUGUGAAAUGCUGCUACCAGUUUACUAACAAAAUUGCAAAGGAAGGACCGUGUGGAAGGAAGGCCGGCAAAGUGAGUUCAGAACUCUAUAGCGAACCAGCUAUAAAAAGCGUCAGUUCCCCACCCCGGAAGCGGUGUGGACACUUCCCAGCACCUGUAAGCUGGGACCUCAGUUGCAGGCAGGCACAGAAAACCUGUGGGAGAGGUUACCUUUAAACACAGCGACAGAAGCACGCGUCUCAUCCAUUUGCGUUUUCUUUUUCUAAAUUUGGCCCUGAGUGUGUGAGGCGGUGGGUGUCCGUGCACCGUGGCCUCUGUUCGCACCCCCACCGGCCAGUGCUUCGGUUACGGUGCCAGUUCGGCAGCUGCAGCGGGCCAGCUGGCCGGCUGCUAUGACCUGCGCUCCAUGGGCAUCCACACAUUUUUAUCUGGUUUCGGUUAAGACCCGGUUUUGAAAAAAAUGCUGCAAAAAUUUAAGUGUUCUAGGAGUUUAUUUUAUCCGCCUUUUCCAUCUGACCAUCAGCCAAAUAAGUUUCCUUUCUUUCUCCCUUUUUGUUUUCCCCUUCCUGCACAUAUCUUGAAAAGUUCACCUUUCCAGAUUCCCCCCCUCCCCACCCCCACCCCAAAGACAAAAGUAAUCGCGGGUGCUACUGGUGUGUAAGCUGUACUGUUGGGCAAGAGGAGACCUGUCUGUGCGCUGGAAACACUCAUAACCAUUCCUUUAGAUUCGUUUGCCUUAUGGUUAUUUGUCAUAAACGCGAUUUGCAAAAACAAGGAGCCUUAGUGAAUGUACAGUACCUAGACUUCUGUGUUCUCAGGACACAGAAGGGAGCAACUUUGCUAUUUGGUCCAGUAAGUGGACAACUUGUGAUAUAAAUGUGGAAAUAAAAAAAAAAAAAACCAUUUGCACAAA
Molecule: messenger RNA, 4019 nt
Organism: Felis catus (domestic cat)
Lineage: Eukaryota; Metazoa; Chordata; Mammalia; Carnivora; Felidae
Gene: MED26
Product: mediator complex subunit 26
Exons: 3
Coding region: 1231-2949 (572 amino acids)
Biological process (GO): positive regulation of gene expression; regulation of transcription by RNA polymerase II
Cellular component (GO): nucleus; core mediator complex; mediator complex
Molecular function (GO): transcription coregulator activity
Source: RefSeq, a predicted model, not a curated record